CAUUGGCUGUCGGGAGCUUGCGCGUCGGAGUCGUACUUGCGGAUUAUUCGGUACAUGUCGCUCGAGCCGCCGCCACACUUGUCGCCAUUUUGUUUAUUUUCGCGUGAAACCGUGAGAUCCGCGAGCGAUCGCGACGUACGGGAUCGGCCGUUCGCGCGUACUCGUUCGUGGCGUUCGAGCAAGAAUCCAGUCGCGGCUGGACACAGUGAGACAGGGAGACGACAAGCGUGCUGAGGGGGAGUAGCAACUGCGAGAGCUGCGGGAGAGCCAACACAGUGCCCCACACAGGUAGGCUCUUGUUUGCAUACGGUAGCGCGCAGCCGGAAGUUGCGGAUAAGUCGAUCGAGAGUCGGAGUGAGCGUUCGAGAUCCGGCGGCGGGCAGUCACGGAGAGGGAGUCGAGCGGACGGGCUAGCGAGUAAAUCGAGUAGUCGCGAAUCGCAGUUGACUGUUAAUUAAUCUCGUCGUCGUCGUCGUCGAGGUGAACGUCGCGUCGCCGCUGUGCGCCGAAUAAGCGCGCAGCGAGUACCGUUUUUCCGCGGAUCUGCCGCGGCGCUGCGGAAGGGACAGGAGGAGGAGGAGAAGGUCGGUGCGCGAGACGCCGGAACGAGAAGCGAGACGAUAGCCGCUACCAACGCCACCACCACCACCGUCAGCAGCACCACCACCACUACCACCUUCAUCAUUUUCAUCAUCACAGACGUCGUCGUCGCCGUCGUCGUCGUCGCUACCGCCACCGUCGCGAAGGUAGCCGCGAUCUCGCCGUGGCGACAUCCGGAAGAGAAACGUAGGUGUACGUGCGAGUACGCCGCUACUCGACGAAUCUAGCAGCGAGAGAGGUAACACGAGGGUGGAAUAUAUGCUGUGGGCGUCCCCCGUGCGAGUGGGGGCACUUGAUGGCCGCAGAAAUUGGGCGAACUGCGAGCAAACAUCAAUCGUCGGAGUGCGGUAAAGCGACGUCGCUGUCGAGUCUCGGUGGCGACGUGGGCUUGGAGAACCGGGUGGUCGUGGCAACCGAAUUGGAGGAGCAGUCGCGGCAGCAACAGUCGCAGUAUCAGCAACGGCAGUCGCCACCGCCGCCACCGUCGCCGCAACAGCAGCAGCAGCAACAUCCGCACGAGCGAACGUCGUCGACCACGGUACAGCUGAGGAAGACGCUCGUUAAAACAACAACAACGACGUCAACGACUCCCCCCUGCCGCAAUCGCAAGCCGUUCGCGACCGCGCCGACGUCGGGCAUCAACCAGCAAACUCCUACCGCAGACGUAACCUCGACGGCGGAGGCCGUCAUCGAGGUACCCGGCGCCAUCAAGACGACCAUCAACAUCGGUUUCGCGAUGAAUCACGUCAACGACCAGGAGAACCUGAAGCAGCUGAGCCUCGCGCCUGUUCAGGUUAACGAGGUCGAGGAGAUGGACACUCAAGAGGAAACCCCAAAUGAUGGUGGGGGAGACGGAACUGACAAUCGUCCUAUGAAUGGUGAACCUGAGUUAGCUUGUAUAGUCCAAGAUCAAGAAAUGGAGGAAGAUGAGGCCAGAUCAGAAGCAACCUUCCGGUACACUGUGGAAAAUAUAUCCAAAAUGAAGGAUUCUCAAUUGUCACCCGCAUGUUAUGUCCGUAAUUUGCCAUGGAAGAUUAUGGUGAUGCCACGUUCAAGUCAAACGCAAGAGAGGCAACCUCAGAGGUCACUUGGCUUUUUCCUACAGUGUAACGGAGAAAGUGAAUCUACUUCUUGGAGCUGUUACGCUGUAGCUGAACUGCGCCUCCUCUCUUGCAAAGAAGGACAAGAACUAUUUAGCAGAAAAAUUCAGCAUCUCUUCUAUAGCAAAGAAAACGACUGGGGCUUCAGUCACUUCAUGACAUGGCAGGAUGUUCUGGAUCCUGAUAGAGGUUUCAUAAAAGAUGAUUCAAUCACGCUCGAGGUUCAUGUGGUGGCUGAUGCACCUCAUGGAGUUAGCUGGGACAGUAAAAAACAUACGGGUUAUGUAGGGUUGAAGAAUCAAGGUGCUACGUGCUACAUGAAUUCUUUACUUCAAACUCUAUACUUCACCAAUCAGUUACGAAAAGCAGUGUACAAGAUGCCAACGGAGAGUGACGAUUCUAGUAAGAGCGUUGCGCUGGCCUUGCAGAGGGUCUUUCACGAAUUACAGUUUUCUGACAAGCCUGUCGGCACGAAGAAGUUAACCAAGAGCUUCGGUUGGGAGACGUUGGAUUCUUUCAUGCAACACGACGUGCAGGAAUUUUUACGUGUGCUGUUAGAUAAAUUGGAGAGCAAGAUGAAGGGAACGUGUGUGGAGGGUACAGUGCCAAAAUUGUUCGAGGGAAAAAUGGUCUCAUUUAUCAAGUGUAAAAAUAUAGACUACAAAUCCACGAGAGUUGAAACAUUUUACGACAUACAGUUGAAUAUAAAGGGCAAAAAGAGUAUUUACGAGUCUUUUAGCGACUACGUAAGCACAGAAAGUCUCGACGGUGAUAACAAGUAUGACGCGGGAGAGCACGGUUUGCAAGAAGCGGAGAAAGGCGUUAUCUUUUCAUCAUUUCCACCGGUUUUGCACUUACAUCUCAUGCGGUUUCAAUACGACCCGGUAACGGAUUGUUCGGUCAAAUUUAACGACAGGUUUGAGUUUUAUGAAAAAAUUAGCCUCGGCAAGUAUUUGCAAAAUAAAGAGCCGACGAGCGCGGAUUACACAUUGCACGCAGUUCUGGUCCAUAGUGGUGACAACCAUGGAGGGCACUAUGUUGUAUUUAUUAAUCCUGCUGGUGACGGCAAAUGGUGUAAGUUCGAUGACGACGUCGUCUCACGUUGCACGAAGCAGGAAGCUAUCGAACACAAUUACGGUGGUCAAGAUGAGGACAUGUCUAUGGCUGUGAAACAUUGUACUAACGCUUAUAUGCUGGUUUACAUAAGGAAUUCAGAGCUGGAAAACGUCUUGCAAGAAGUGAAAGAAGAGGAUAUACCUCAAGAGCUGGUGGAGAGGCUGCAAGAGGAGAAGAGGCUGGAACAGAUAAGAAGAAAGGAGAGAACGGAGGCGUACUUGUACAUGACCGUCAAUGUAAUUCUCGAGGAUAGCUUUGACGGUCACCAAGGGAAUGAUCUCUACGACCCAGAGCACGCUUUGUAUCGUGUAUUUCGCGUACGUAAGCAGGCGACCGUACACGAUUUUCUCGAGAUACUGAGCGAUAGUUUGAAAUACCCGAUAGAACAGAUUCGUAUUUGGCCGUUCACUCAACGUUCAAAUCAAACCUGCAGACCUUCGGUGAUCGAACCAGAGGCUGAUCUUCAGAAAUCGAUUAUCGACUGUGCGGAAAAUCACAACCCCUGGAACGUGUUUGUCGAACUCGUUCCACCUGACUCGGACAUGACGGCGUUACCGCCUUUUGACAAAGACACGGACGUUUUACUUUUCUUUAAGCUCUAUGAUCCCAAAAACAAGAAAAUUCAUUACUGUGGUCAUAAUUAUAUGUCUGUCACUGCUAAAGUCCAGGAGCUCAUACCAAUUUUAAACGAACGGGCCGGGUUCCCACCGGACACCGAGCUUGCUUUGUAUGAGGAAAUUAAACCGAAUCUAGUUGAGAAGAUAGACAACCUAACGGAGCCCUUGGAAAAAGUUCUCGAGGAAUUGAUGGACGGUGAUAUUAUCGUUUUUCAAAAAGAAGGGGACAAUGACAUGUACGAACUUCCGACGUGUCGGGAUUAUUUCAAGGACCUGUUCUACAGGGUAGAAGUGACGUUCUGUGACAAAACGAUUCCCAACGACCCAGGUUUUACGAUGGAACUUUCUCUGAGGAUGACGUACGAUCAAAUGGCAAAGGCAGUGGCACAGCGAGUUGGCACAGAUCCGUACCUCCUGCAAUUCUUCAAAUGUCAAAAUUACAAAGACUCUCCCGGCCAUCCCUUGAAGUGUACAUUCGAGGGCACACUCAAGGAACUGGUUUCGUAUUGCAAGUCGAAAGUAAAGAAAUUAUUUUACCAACAGCUCAGUAUUAGGGUGAACGAGCUAGAGAACAAAAAACAGUUCAAGUGCAUAUGGGUAGGCCCGUCGCUUAAGGAAGAGAAGGAGAUUAUUCUCUACCCGAAUAAAAAUGGCACCGUCGCCACGUUGCUCGAAGAGGCUAAGAAGCAGGUAGAAUUAUCGGAAAAUGGAUCGGGAAAGCUGAGGAUAUUAGAAAUCAAUUGCAACAAACUCUUGCCCGGGCCGAGGGACGAAGUGUCCUUAGAUAACUUAAACGCGUCAGGCACCAAGCUGUACAGGAUAGAGGAGAUUCCGAACGACGAAUUGAAUUUAGCAGAAGACGAGAUGCUCGUGCCUGUCGCGCAUUUUCACAAAGACGUAUUCUCAACGUUCGGUAUACCCUUCUUCUUCAAGAUAAAACACGGUGAACCUUUCCACAAAAUGAAGGACAGACUUUUGAAGAAAUUAGGUGUUCAGGAAAAAGAAUUCGAAAAGUUUAAGUUCGCGGUGGUGUCAAUGGGGAAACCGCAGUUCAUCAUCGAUUCGCCGGACCAUUGUAUCGAUAUGACUGAUUUCCUGCCUCACACAGGUAGCACAUCACCACACAGGCCUUGGCUUGGCCUGGAGCACGUCAACAAAGCGCCGAAGCGCUCUCGCAUCAACUACCUCGAAAAGGCCAUUAAGAUUUACAAUUAAAUUUCCACCACACGAAGAAGAAUUAAAUUAGGCAGCCACUCAUAAUAAUUUAUACGACUCUGUAUAGUGAGAGAGCGACGUCUGAUACGAGAGAGAGAGAGAGAGAGAGAGAGAGAGAGAGAGAGAGAGAGGAUUAGAAAGAAAAAAAAAACACCCACGAAAGAAAUAUGCGUUCACACACAUUUGUUUCUUCAGCCAGAUUAAAUAUACGCGAUUUUAAUACUAUGGAAACGAUAUCGGGUGGGAGUAAAUCCAAGCUUUGUAUACGAUGGAUUAUUAAGAGACUGUCGUGAAAUGUGCAGUGCUAUUUUAUGCAUCAUGGAAGAGCGAUAUGAUGUAGUUCCUCGACUUGAAUUUGUAAAGUUAUUAUGUAAUAUCGCCCGGUCGGCUUGCUUUGGCGUCAUGCGAGAUUCGACGCGAACUUUUGCGUGGAGUACGUGGAGAACGUUUUCAUUGAGAAAUUCAAUUUUUGUAAGCUGCACCCAAUCUAUAACACCACUUGUCUGAUUAUUAUCCGUAACACAGACUGUAUAUAUAUAUAUACAUAUAUAUAUAUAUACAUACCCCCCCUUUAUUUUCCUGUAAUUUUAUCGGGACACUGAGAGUGAAAAACGGGCGCGUGACUUCUGCAAAGUUUAAGCUUUUUCUUUUAUUCCGUCGUGUAAAAUUCGUGUGUGUAAAGCCGUUAAUCUCCGUUAAUAAGCUGUUAAAUCUCUAGAGCUGCUGUAUCGUGUGCCGCAUGAUAACAUGUAAUACUCGUAACGCUGUGUAGGUAUUCGAACGAGAACUGUGUUUACACGCAUCUUUUUUUUUUUUCUUUUUUUAUACGUAUAUAUCGCAUUUGAUUCAGGAUGUUUGAAACGUGGACUCGUUGUUUAUAUGUCUGCGCGUGAGGAAAGGAAAGCUAAAGGAAAUUCGCAAUUUUCUUCGAGAGAUUUUACUAUGUGAAAAGAGGUGCAACUUCUCAUUAGAGUUCCCAUGCGAUCGAGCAAGUAUAAAGGACUACAUUGCUACGUUCUUCUAUGUUGCUACGUGAAGAACAUGAGGAGAUUAUGGACAAUGUGCGUGUGCAUGCGUGUGUAUAUGUGACAAAGAGAGAGAGAGAGAGAGAGAGAGAAAGAGAGAAAGAAAGAAAGAAAGAAAGAAAGAAAGAAAGAGAGAGAACGUGGGAGUAUAAAGCUGCCUUUCAAACACCCUGAAUCACCCCUGAACAUCUUUCUUGCAUUCAAGUGUACUAAUUUUUUAUGAAUUUUAUCUUGUACAUUUUAAAAAUGAAAUUAUUAAACUCCGCAAACGCGAAGGGAUACAUCCGAAGGAAAAGAUCAGCGAAAUGAGUGCUGCUCCAGAACAAGGAAAUUCUCGUAGAACGAUGCAGACAUUAGCUCAACGCGAAUCGCGUAACAGCAUGUUCGGGGACUUUCUUUUUUAGUUUUUUUUUUUUUUUUAUUAAAGAAAAGUAUGCGUGCGAAACGACCGCUCUUGUUCUCGCGGAGCAACACGGGAAGUGUAACGAUUCUAUUGAGAAGGUAUUAUAGUAUUCUCUUAAUUUGAUAAUUUAAAAAAAUUAGUGACUCAUUUUUUUCCUUCUUUUUUUUUAUACUUAAUUUAUAACACUGCACACGAGAGUAACGUUCUUGACGAAACUAUCAUCGAGGGGACCUGCGGCGCGCGUUGUGCACGAUUUCCCGCUGCUUUUGCGAAUCGUUGUUUAUCAGUUUCUACGCCUCACUGUGAUGAAGUCUGUAGCUGACAUGUAUUUAAAAACACCACAACUCACGAAUAUUACGAAAUAGCGUAAUUGUAAGCGAGUCGACGAGGACCGACCGAGCUUUCUAUACGUGGAUUAUUUAAUAAAUUUCUCUUUAUGUUGAAAAGAGGGAGAGAGAAAUAACUGUUUUAUAUACAUUAUGUGCUUAAAUUCUCAACGAGAAUCGUCAAGUUUGCGCGCUUAGGCGUAAUUAAGACACACACACACACACACAGCUUACUCUGAAGAGAAAGAGACGGAGGAUGAAACGCGAAUUACAUGAACGUAGUAAAGAAUCGCAACACAUUUGCAAUGUCGCAUUGUUAUGUGAAGUUCGCCGUCACAAACACGAUGUAAAACAAUAUACCAAUUUUAAGUAUUUACGAUAAAAUUGGACGAUAUAUCGCGGUGUGAUUGACGCCGCUGUUACGUGGCAUUUGUGUAUAUCAUUGAGUCCAUUAUUUUGCAUUAUAAAUCGCACGAAUCGUUAGGGUUUUGACUGACCGAAUGACGUGUGAUGGAGAUGAUGAUACGUCGGGGAGUGCGAAAGCGCUUUGCGUCGUGUGAUCGAGUACCGGUUGUGUGACGGCAAUAAGCACCGUCGAUGCGCCGAUGGUAUCUAUACGAGGAUUGGACGCGCUUUUGAGCCAAGCGGAAGGAUGUGUGCACGAUAUGGUAUUUUGUAAAACAGAAUCUAAAUAUGGCUGUAUAUACAGACCGUUCGGUGGCGUAAUAAUCGUAAUUUUAAUAUAUAACGCAUCUGCGAGAAAAAAAUAUUCCAAAUUAUCACACACACUGCGAACACGUAGAGCGUUUUUUGCUACUUACGUCUACAAUCGCGUUUACUCGAGUCUGUUCGGAAUAAUUUCGAAUAACAGCAUGUUUACCGGAUAUGUUGUUGCAAGGUGGAUGCGCGAGAGCGAGCGAGCGCGCGAGAGAGAGAGUGUGUACGCGUGUCACUUACAAUAAAAUUCAAAUCGAAUUGUUGUAAAGAACAUAAGAGCAUCACCACCACAGAUUUGAGUACUGAGGAGAUAUUUUACAGAGAGAGAGAGAGAGAGAGAGAAAGUCGCAAAUAUCUUUGUACGCCUAAAGGUUGGUGUUUGCAGUAUCGUUGCAUUAUUAUAGCCACGUAUGUUCCUGACUGCAUUUCUUCAGUACUGUCUUUUCUAGGUGAACAGAUAAAGAAAGAAAGAAUGAAAAGAAUGACACGAUCGUUUCAUAAAGAAUCUCUGCCGAGUCACAGGUGGAAAGCACGCUAGCGUUAGACUUUUCGUAGUAGAAGCGGCGAUAACGAUAUUUUAUACAGUCUGCAAGAGAGAGAGAGAGAGAGAGAGAGAGAGAGAGAGAGAGAGAGAGANGAAAAGAAAGGGGAGGAUUCUCCCCGAUAAAUGAUUGUUGCAAUCUUCGUAUAUUGUGACGUAGUAGGAGGCCAUGGAAAUCACAUUUUGUUGUUUAUAUAUAUAUACGUAUAUAUACAUACAUACAAAUAUACAUAUAUGUAUAUAUAUAUUUCGUUAUUAGAAGAUUCCUUAAUGAUUACUGGAGGCAAUCUUAAAGCAAGAAAUGACACGAUACAGAGAAAGAGAAAAAGAAACGGAAAGAGGACAGUUGAUAAUGAAUUGAAAAGUGAACCCGUGUACUUUUCCUUUUUGCAAGAAAAAAAAAACAAAAAGUUACACAAAAGUCUGUCCGUAACACGAGAUCACGCCUGAGUUAUCAAUUGUAUUAAUAUCAGCAGUAUCGGCGCGCACGCGCGCGACGAACCGGGGGAGCCGGCACGCGAUUGCUUGUAAUAGGUUGUAAAACGUGACUUUUGCGUUUCUGUAGACGCUGACUUUAUAAGGGAAACUGCUCAACUGCGAUUGUAAAUUUGACUAUUUGAUAGUUCAUUUCUAGGGCGAGCGAUGAACUAAGAAUGCGAUGCAGGAAGUAUGCGUAAAGAGGGAAAAAAAAAUGAUAAUAAAAAGCAAUACAAAUGGAAA
Dinoponera quadriceps is the source of this 8380-nucleotide messenger RNA. RefSeq names its product ubiquitin carboxyl-terminal hydrolase 7 (gene Usp7). Gene Ontology annotation, cellular component: nucleus; cytosol. Gene Ontology annotation, biological process: protein deubiquitination; regulation of protein stability. The transcript is spliced from 19 exons. Lineage: Eukaryota; Metazoa; Arthropoda; Insecta; Hymenoptera; Formicidae. Gene Ontology annotation, molecular function: cysteine-type deubiquitinase activity; cysteine-type endopeptidase activity; protein binding. Bases 896 to 4648 code for a protein of 1250 amino acids. The record is from RefSeq and is a predicted model, not a curated record.